Molecule: messenger RNA, 3108 nt
Organism: Papilio machaon (common yellow swallowtail)
Lineage: Eukaryota; Metazoa; Arthropoda; Insecta; Lepidoptera; Papilionidae
Exons: 10
Coding region: 77-2488 (803 amino acids)
Source: RefSeq, a predicted model, not a curated record
UACUCAGAAGUCAAAUUCAGAUCAAGGUUACAGUGGUGGAAAUGUGAGUCGCAGUAAUAUCAGUGAUCAGCAUCCAAUGAAAUCUUAUACAACACCUGAUUCAUAUUCUGCCACAUACUAUAUGGCUGGUCAGGAUCAGAAUCCAGGGAGUUCCAAAGCAGGUACUGAUGGACAUGGUCAGCCUCCCAUGCAACCAAUGUCUGCUGUACCACAAUACAUGCAGAAUAAUCCAUACAGUACUCCAUACUUUAUGUAUGAUCAGGGUUCUCCUUCAUACCCUACGGGAAUGCCACAGAGUCCCAACGUGAUGACGCAGCCUCCAUACGGCUCUCCCAGAAUGCCAAUGACACAAAACACCAAUGUGGGUUACGGAGAGUCGAAUUAUGGCAACAAUCAACCGAUGACCGUAACGUCGGAUCAACCCGAUUUCAUACCUUGCGGAAACGAUAAACCGCGAAAUGAUUAUCAUAAAAUAGAUAACGGAUCACGAUAUUUUGAAGAAAAGAACGAUCAGAAAUAUCGUGACCGCAGUGAGAGACCGUCGACUUCACGGGGCGACCGCGAAACCUAUGAACCACGAAGUCGCUCCGUUGAAAGACGACACGGUGACUGGAGUCCCGAUAGAUUCCGAAGAUCUGAUAACAGAAAGUCUGAUAGCAAUCCUAAACAAUCGGGGGAUUCAUACAACCAGUCAUAUAACAGGAAUUAUAAAUCAGAACCGGAAGGAUCUGGUUUCAGGCGCAGUUCCGACGGACGUUGUAAUGCUAGUAAUACGGGAAAAAUCGGUGACGAUUACAAUCGUCGCUUUGAGAAAGAUCAAGAUGGUAAUUAUAAUAGAUCAAGUGAUCGAGCACCGGUAAAUAUAACUGAAAAUACACGUUUCAAAUGGACUAAACCGCAAAACGAUAAUAUGGGGGGCUACAAUGAUAGUAAGCCAAGCACUAGUAAAGGGGGGAAUUAUAGUAGUAAUGAUUUUAAUCCUCAUACCAAAUUCGACGAUAUUCAAGAUUCAAUAUUCCCGGGAUUUCAGCCAGCGAUUUAUCUUAGUAAGGCUGAAUAUAAAAAAAUUAAAAAAGCUAGAGAUCUCAAAAGAUCUGCCAUUGAGCGCAAAAAUGAAACUUGGCGUGCGCAGGCUACCUCCAAAAUAGUAAAGACUGCGCUGGAAGAAAGUGGCUUGAUGAUUCAAGCGAAGAAACCAGGUUUCGUGCAGUUUAUGAAAAGUAUUGUUAGGACUCGCAUCAACAAGAUGUUGGGUCCCAGGGUGGGUGUGCCAAUGGAAAACAUCUUAGAGGAGUACAAUAAAAAGUACCCUCCUCAUGUCCGAAAGAAUUUUGUCCUCGAAUCGAAGGCCAAGUUCAAUAAAAUUACCGAUUUUCCAUCAGGAGCUGCACCUAUACGGAGGCCACUAAUGAAUCAAGCAGGGCCGGAGAAACGCCCGGCGACGGAACAACCGCAGGCUGCUCCGGCACCGAAGAAGAAACCCCCAGUGGAAAUACCGAGACCUCCUCCGUACAGACCACCAACACCUGGACCCCUGCCCAAGUAUCCUAAUGCUGAUAAACAAGCAUAUAAAAAAUUAAAGACACUUGCUAAGGAGGAACAUGAAAAAGAAAUCUAUACGUUGGAGCCAAAAUUGAAAGAAGCACUUGAAAACGAAAUAAAUGUGCUUCGGGACUUGUUUAUAAAAGGAUGCAGGAAUAAUAAAGGCGGAGAAGAUGAAAAAAUCUGUCAACGUAUCGAAAAAACUACCGAUGAAGUUAUGAAGGUGAUAAAACUCGAUGUAACCAAGCGCCUGCUGAACGUGACAUGCAAUCUGCCGUUGCGUAUGUUUGCCAAUGACAGAUUCAAUGUGAAGGAGAUCGGUCCCCUGCUGAAGCCCUACGGCAUCAUCAGCUGCAGGAAGUCACCUCGCAGCAAACUGUGCGUCGUUGUCUGCCAGGACUACCCCAGCUACGACUAUUUGUGUACAAAGAGGGAGAUAGAUUUAGGUGAGGGUCUGAUUAUGUCUUUUAAACCGCUUCACCUUGCCGGUCCGACGAAAAGGCCUAAGAAAAAAAAUGGUAAAAAACUAGGCAACAAUGAACAUACAAGUGGAGAUGAGGAUGAGGAAUUUGGUGAUGAAAUGGCCGGCGAAGAUGAUGAAGGCGCGGGUGAUGAUAUAAAAGAAAACAAGGACGUUCAAGAGAUUGACAUAAAAAAUGAACAAAAAAUUAAUAAAGACAUAAUAGAAGAAAAAGAUAUUGAAAUUGUCGAUUGCAAUAAAGAUGAUGAAUGUAUUGAAGUAAAACUUAAAGAUAAACCAACAGACGAGAAGGUUUUGGAAAUUGAUACUAACGAGCAUAUUGAAAACUCUGAAACUGAAACUCUUGUAAAAGAUAUAAACGAAUUAAAAAAUAGCAUUUUCAAUGAUGACAAAGUGGAAGUUGUUCAGAGCGCAGAAACUAUCGAUGUGUCAAACAUUGGCCAAGAUGAUUUAGAAGAUUAUUGACAUAAGAUUUAAUUAUACAGCAUUUCAACGGCUCCUACGUAAACUAUCGUAAGACAAAUUUUAGCGAUUUAUCUCAGGUAUGAGUUCACUGGCGCUAGUUAUGCCAGUACUGAUUUUGAGUGCUACUGUACUGGCAUAAUGUAAAUCAGGCAUUAGAUUUUUAUUAUUUCUGCCAUAUCUACGUAUGUAUAACACUUGUAGAAAUAAAUUUUGUUAUCUGUUUACUUUUUAAAUAGCAUGAGCGGAACAACAAUAUAAAUAUUGUCGAUUUCAAUGGAAAUUAGAAAGCAUAUUUUGACUUACUGUUUUUAAUAAGUCUUAUUACAGCCUUAUGAAGGUAACAUUGUUUAGAAUGUUUGUUGAAUGCAAAAGAAAGGCUAUCUGAAAUAGUGCCUAGGCAUCUUUUUUUUUAAUUCCGCGCGAAUUAACAUACAAAAGGUAUCUAUACUAAUAUAGAGGAAAGAUUUGUUUGUUUGCAUUCAGUCAGCUCUAAAACAACUGAGCCGAUUUGAAAAAUUAUUUCUAGCAUAAGCUUGUAUUCCAUAUAAAUUAAGUUGUAUUAAUAUUUUUAAAUAAAUCGACGCUGUAAAGCGUAAACGCUGUAACCCCGAAAGUAUGAA